This is a messenger RNA of Talaromyces stipitatus ATCC 10500, 1310 nucleotides long. Its product is annotated as ankyrin repeat domain protein, putative. The transcript has 3 exons. Gene Ontology annotation, molecular function: protein binding. The coding region runs from base 115 to 1191 and encodes 358 amino acids. Lineage: Eukaryota; Fungi; Ascomycota; Eurotiomycetes; Eurotiales; Trichocomaceae. The record is from RefSeq and is a predicted model, not a curated record.
ACCAUUAACUACAUCCUUUGCAAAUUCUACAUACUCAAAUACAGUCUACAGUCUAACUAUGGACUGCGUGUGAUCCCACCUACUCUGUCCCGGAAGAUAUGAAGCUGCGAUGAAAUGAUUGAGAUCGAAGUCCCAGCACGUCUCCGACGCGCAAUUCUGCAGAAUGAUGUCUUGCUGGUCAAGCGCAUCAUAAAGAAUAAUCCGACGUAUUUGGAGAAUCCAGAUUUUGAGGAUCGGAGUAAUACUUCAUUGCAUUUGGCGGCUAUUAAGGGGCAUUUGGAGAUUGUGAAACUUCUAUUAUCGCUCGGACAUGAUUCGUGCACUCCCAAUAUUGAUCGUACAGGAUAUGAUUCUGCGCCCGGCAUCAGUCUCAACAUCGAUGGUUCUACUGCCCUCCAUCUCGCCGCUGCCAACUCCCACCCGGACUGUGUCGACUUACUCUGUCGCACAUUCCCACAUACAGUCGACUGGAAAGACAAUGAAGGUCGAACACCGCUAAUGCUAGCUGCACAAAACUCGAAUCCCAGUCAUGCCCCGGUCACUGCCAAUAGCUCUUCCCACAUCCCCCCUCCGACCGGUCGUCGGCCCCGCGCAGUCUCUACGAAUUCGUCAAUAGCCUCUGAAGAUAUCGCUACUAUUACUAUACUACUUUCAUACAACGCUUCAGUGACGGCGACGGAUAUCGCGGGAAAUACGGCGCUACAUUAUGCAUCUGCUUGGGGAAAUUUGAAAGCUGUUCGUGCUCUACUUGCCGCAGGGACACCGCCGUUGUCUCCGAAUAAAGCGAAUUUUACACCGAUUGAUUAUUCGGUUACGAAACAGGCGGCGCAGUAUUUCCAGAGUCUGGCAAAUGAGUUGGAGACGUCGGAUCAACAACAGCAACAGCAGCCUCUAAAGCUUAAUACGGCUGCAACACGGCCGAUUGCGACUCCGCCGGAUGAAUCCAGGGCGGGCGGGACUCGAAUGUUGGGGUCUCCAAUGUCAUCUCCUGUCAAGAGUAGGGAUGUCGAGCAACGACAGAUGCAACAUCAACGUCAAUCGAGUAAUACGUCGCCUGUAAGGAAGAAUUUUGGAGGUCUUAGGCUGGUGAUUGACACCGAGAGUGCGGAGUAUGCGGAUAUGGAUGAUGUGCCUUCGACGGCGAAGAGGAUCGAGCGACCGUCUAUUGAAGAGUCGAGAGCGGCUACAUGAUUGUUUUUCUGCAUGGAUACAUAUUUGUUUUCGACGUAUCAUUGUUGAGCGAUGUAUACGAGAUUAUCGACUUCGUACAUAGUUUUGAGCAUAGAGAUGGUAAAUACAGCGUUUCGUAU